Molecule: messenger RNA, 3515 nt
Organism: Argiope bruennichi
Lineage: Eukaryota; Metazoa; Arthropoda; Arachnida; Araneae; Araneidae
Product: cytoplasmic dynein 1 intermediate chain 2-like
Exons: 19
Coding region: 246-2255 (669 amino acids)
Biological process (GO): transport along microtubule
Cellular component (GO): cytoplasmic dynein complex
Molecular function (GO): dynein light chain binding; dynein heavy chain binding
Source: RefSeq, a predicted model, not a curated record
UAUGGCAACAUCACUCUUUGUUGUCAUCAAUUUCCUAAACUGCGUCUGCAAUGGAGAUUUGUUUGUAAGAAAAGUAGUUUUCAGUUUUUCAAAAUUUAACUGAUUAACUCAGUUAUGCCUUACCUAUUUCAUACCUGUUAAAUUAGAUAUCUUCAUAUCCAAGCCAUCUUUGUCAUAAUCUCUAUUCAGUUUGUGAACUCAACCGGCAAAUUGAAUUCGAAGUACAUAAAGGUAAAAAAACAACUAUGUCUGAUCGCAGGCAAGAAUUAGAGAGAAAAAAGCAAAAGCUUGCUUUGAUUCGAGAAGAAAAAGAGAAGAGAAGGAGAGAAAAAGCUAAAGAGGCGGAAGAAGCAGCUAAGUUAAAUCAAAAUGCAACAAAAACUGAAAAAGAUCUCAGAGCUCAAACUGAAGAACUUCUUGAAUCAUUGGGCAUCACUUCAAGUGAAUCUCCUGUUUCGAGACUUAAUUCCUCUCCUCGCUCUGAUACACCUGAAACUCGGAGCACUCCACCUGAUAGUCAACCAUCUUCUGCUCCACAAUCUGGUUCCUGGAAUUCUAAAAAAGUGUCUUUAACAUUAGUAAAUGUUAACCAAGUGAAUAUUCCUCCAAAAGAGAAAGUGAAUUAUAAUAAGCAAACUCAGACAGCUGCAACAGGACAAGACAGAGAUGCGCAUCCUUUGGAUUAUUAUGUCAUACAUUGGGAUGAAGAAUGGGAUGAUGAAUUUCAAGUCCUUACUUAUGCAGACAUGUCUGCAGAAGAUGAUGUUGAAGGUUCAUCCUUGACAUCUCAUGAUAUGGAUACUCCCCCUAUAUAUCCAAAUCAUCGUCAUUCCCAUAAAGGCUUGCCACACAUAGAAAUGGUGCGACCUGCUCAAGAUACAACUGUGACUGCUGCAGUUGAACCAAAAAAGGAAGAAAAGAAGAUCAGAGAUUUGAGUGAAGAAGAGAAAAAGCAGAUUAUGCUAAGAGAAGAUUUCCAUCAAUUUUUUGAUCGGGCCAGUAGAAUUAUUGAGAGAGCCCUAUAUGAAGAUUUAGAUAUAUUGAUUGACUAUACAGGCACCAGAGAGGAACAAGAUGGUGAUGACAAAAGUGGAAUCAAGUUAUCCUUAAACAGAACCUUUUUUGAUGAUCGUUGGUCAAAGAAUCGUACAGUAACCAGUUUUGAUUGGUCAUCUCAGUUUCCUGAACUGCUAGUUGCUUCUUAUAAUAAUAAUGAAGAUUCACCUCAUGAUCCUGAUGGUGUGUGUCUAGUUUGGAAUAUGAAAUUCAAAAAAACAACUCCAGAAUAUAUCUUUCAUUGCCAGUCGGCUGUUAUGUCUACAUGUUUUGCCAAAUUCCAUCCUAAUUUAGUGUUGGGAGGAACUUACUCGGGACAAAUUGUUCUGUGGGAUAAUCGUAGCAGUAAACGAACACCUGUUCAGAGGAGUCCUUUGUCAGCUAUAGCUCAUACACAUCCUGUGUAUUGUAUCCAAGUUGUUGGUACCCAAAAUGCACAUAAUUUAGUUAGCAUAUCUACAGAUGGUAAAUUCUGUACUUGGAGUUUGGAUAUGCUCUCAGCUCCCCAGGAUACGAUGGAGCUAUCUCAUCAAAAGCAAUCUCGACCUGUUUCUGUCACCAGCUUAUCUUUCCCAUCAGGAGAUUAUAAUAAUUUUAUUGUUGGAAGUGAAGAAGGAACUAUUUAUACUGCUAGCAGACACGGCAGCAAAGCUGGCAUUCAUGAAUUGUUUGAGGGACAUCAAGGUCCAGUGACUGGUUUAAGCUCUCAUAGUGCUCAAGGACAUAUUGAUUUCUCACAUUUGUUUUUAUCUGCUUCUAUGGAUUGGACAGUAAAACUGUGGAGUUUAAAAGAUAGCAAGCCUCUGUAUUCUUUUGAGGAUAACGGAGAUUAUGUCUGUGAUGUUGCUUGGUCCCCAGUUCAUCCAUCUGUGUUUGCUUGUGUCGAUGGCAUGGGAAGAUUGGAUAUAUGGAAUCUUAACAAUGAUACUGAGCUUCCUACUGUAAGUGUGGUAGCUGAUGGUAAUCCAGCAUUAAAUAGAGUAGUAUGGACUCCAUCUGGACAUCAAGUUGCUGUUGGCGAUGAUUUAGGAAGAGUUUAUAUUUAUGACGUUGGAGAGCAACUUGCAACUCCUAAAAAUGAUGAAUGGUCAAGAUUUGUUCACACUUUACAAGAAUUAGAAAAUAAUAAAGCUGACCAAGAAUUGGAUACAAUAAAUAAUCUUACUUCUGGAAAUUCUUAUUUAUUGCCAAUACGCUAAAAUAGAAUCUAUCUGUUCCUUAUUAAUGAUCAAAAUAUCUGUGCUUAUAAUGUGCUGAUUAAUUAUUUUAUCAGUCCCAAUAAAUUUUAUGACAAAUGUUGUACAAAAAAAUUUAGACCUUUUUUGUAUUAUUUUUAUUGCUGAUUGAAAGUAAUUUAAAUCUUUAAAAUAAUAAAAAUAUUAUUUUUAAUUAAAUAGUACAUUAUAUAAUUAUGACUAUGUAAGUCUAUUGCAAGACUGUUCUUUCCUUUUAGUACUUACUGUGAGUUAUUCAUAAGUUUUUGCAACUUAUACAAAUUUAGUUGUGCCAGAUAAAAUUUUCUAUAGAGUACAAAUUUCAUUUAAGUUUCAUUCCAUGAAUUGUUUCAUUGCAAUAAUGGGCCAUCCAGCAUUGUUUUUAUUUACUUUAAAUUCUUUUCCAUCAAAGGCUUAUGCUAGGAAAAAAAAAUCUUGACAAUAUAUUUUUAAUCCUCUUCAUAUUUGGUUAGAAUAUGUUAUACAUUUUUGUACUUGAUUCAGGUUUAUGUUUGGAAGUUGAAUCUGAGAGUUUUAUUUAUUUCCUUUAAAAUUUUAAUUAUUGUUAUAGUGCCAUAUUUGUAUUUUUCACCUUAUGUUAAUAGUUGUUUGGAUACUUAAAUAGAUGAAAGUAGUUUGUGUGUAAUUUGUUUUAUUAUAAAUCACACCAUAAAAAUUUCAAUCUUUAAGAAAAUGAAUUGUAAUUAAAUAUACUUUAUGUAUAUUUGUUUUUUAAAUAUAAUUGUGUUAACAUUUGAAUUUUGUAUAUGGACAUAGUGUUUUAAUACACUAAAUUAUUAUAUGUUUAUUGAAUCGUGAAUUUAAAAAAUUGACAUUUGAUCUGUAUAUUAAUACAUUGUAUGUUAAAAUAAUGUGUUGAAUUGACUCUCAAACAAUAACCAUGUACGUGGUUAAUGCUUCUUUUUAUAUUUCUGUAGAUAUUUCAUAUUAUUCUUAAGAUAAUUGUUUUUUAUUGCUUCAUGUGUAAUUUUACUUUUGUUACCAGCUUAGAAUGAAGUAUUCAGACGUUGAGAGAGGAGCACAUAUUGCAAAAAAUAAUACUCAAGCACAUUUUAUUUAUUGUAAAUUUUUUAAUACAUGUUUCAAAGAUUAGUGCUGCUUUUAUUCUUGUUUGUUUUAACAAAAUGAACAAAAAUGAAUAUAAUUUCUGAAAAUUUCAAUUGUUGUUAUUUUAUUGCUGAGAAUGUUUUUAAUUUUAACACGUUUUGUACAAUUUGUAAAAUU